AUCUUGCCGCCUUCCCGGGCUGCCGAGUCUGUGCGUGAGUGCGGCGAUGGCAGCGCCGCUGUGGUGGGACCUCGCACCCGCCAGCUGGCUCUCCCCGUGCGCCGCCGUCGGGUACGCCUUCCGCGUCCCGGUCUGCCUCACAGCGUCCGCGGCGACAGCCUGCGCGCUCCGCCGGUCGGCGUCGAGGCGCCACCACCCCGCCUCCGCCUCCUCCUCCACCGCCUCCUCCGCCGCCUCCUCCACCGCCUCCUCCGCCGCCUCCUCCGCCGCCUCCUCCGCCGCCUCCUCCGCCGCCUCCUCCGCCGCCUCCGCCCGCUGCGAUCAUGUACUCCACGUGCUCGCGCAGCUGCUCGACAACGACGCGGACGGGCGGCCGGACGACCCACUCCUCCGCCGGCGCAUGGUCGCGCGCCGUUACUACGUCAUGGUGUCGAUAGUAGCAGUCACACACGCCACCAGACACCGGCGCAUAUGCACACACGCGCACCGGCAUACACAAGUUGACGCGCGCACACGCACGCGCAGGUCCCGGCCCGCGAGGGCGAGGCGUACGCCGACCUACCCCGCCGCGGCGUCGGCCGUGUCGCGGGCCUCUCCGACGUCGUCCUGCGCUCGUGUGUGGCGCCGGCCAGCCGCGGCGGGGGCGGCGCGGGCGGGUGGGCCGCCGCGGUCGGCGCCGGCCCGCCGCUCUGCGACCGGCGCAGAGACGCGACUGUGGAGGAGGUGAGUGCCGCGCGGACUACAGCCACAUCGAUAGCCGCUCGCGCCGCGCCCGCUGCGCCCGCCGGC
This is a messenger RNA of Emiliania huxleyi CCMP1516, 789 nucleotides long. RefSeq lists its product as hypothetical. The coding region runs from base 47 to 727 and encodes 226 amino acids. The transcript is spliced from 2 exons. The record is from RefSeq and is a predicted model, not a curated record. NCBI's taxonomy places the organism in Eukaryota, Haptophyta, Isochrysidales, Noelaerhabdaceae.